UGUCUGGUUCCCUGGGUGCCUCCCCUCAUGUGAGCUCAAAGGAGGCUGUGGGUUGAGGCCACCUCACCCCAUUGCAAGAUUUACACGACCGGGCACACCUACGAGGUUAAAGUUCAGCAUCAAUUCUCCCAGAAGUCAGCCACCAGCUUGUCCCACAGGACGAGUUGGGAUGCUAGACAGGUUAUCACAAGAGUGGGGUGCGCGCAUGAGUCACCCUGUGAACAGCUCCAUGCCUUGCGCUUUCCGUCUUUCCCACAGUCAGGGCAGGGCUGCGCCCCCCACCUCCUUGGUGGCUGGGCCAGAGGACACUACGGGACGCAGGGACAGCCAUGGGAGGGGCCUGCUUCACGCCCAGCCCAAGCCCUGCGCCAGCACCAAGAGCUGACCUUUGGAAGGAAAGACACCAGGCAUGCAAACCUCUAGGACCUUCUGACCCAGCUCCGGGGGCUUCCCCUGCUGCCAUCACUUCCCUUUGGGGUGAGCUCUUCUGGGGUUGUCCGGUGCCACCUGUCAAACGAGAGGCUGUCCUGGCACUCUGUCUCUGCCUGUGAGAGACCGUGCUAGUCCAAGGUGUGUGCUCAGAGCUGACUGGCAUAGCCGGGCACAGGCCAGGAGCUCCUGGGCAAGGUCAGCAUUGCAUCUGGAGAGUUCUCAGGUUAGCAUCCCUGUGACCUUCAUGUCUUGGGCCACAGCCUAGCCAUGGGGGGCUGCAGAGGGCAUCUAUGAAGCCAGGCUGGGCGGCAGAAGUCCCCAUCUCAGCCAGGUGGGUGUUCAGACCAUGGAGCCCUUGCUUAUAGUCACGGCAGAGCCGGCCAGGCUGAGUGAGGACUGACCCCCCAGGGGAUCUGUCUGACCCUUGAGAGACUGGCCACCGGGAGUCUUAGGCUGUGGGGGCCUAAGCCCUGGGCUCUGAACUUUGAGGUGUGACUCCAGGGUACAGUGAGGAGAGGCUGCAGCUGGGGAGAGGCUUACAAGGCCCACUGGGAUGGGAAACCUCACCUGUGACUUCCUGCUGCCGCUGGGCAGUGGCCUCUGCCCCCAUCUGUGAAUAUGGAGGCCCCGCAGACUGCCUCCCCAGGGCCCCAGCCACGGGUCAUCUGUCCCUCAGGAGAGCCUGCUGGCCCUGGACAAGCCCCUCCCCCCACUGCUUGCUGGUGACUGCUCCUGGCCUUGAACCACUCUUCCUCUGGAAGGUUCCGGAAGGGCCACCAUGCCAUUGCUGCAGUGCUGUCCCCGCCUGCCUGCUGGUGGCUUCCGCUUUCCCCCUCCCCCUUCCUUUUCCUCUGGGAAGGACCCGCCUGCCUUCUGCAGGAGGCCUAGUCCAGCACUUCCUUUCUUUCUGAAAGAGAGGCCAGAUGUGGACCGAUGGAUGUGGGUCCACCCAGGAGAGACCCUGCCUGCUGGCACCCUCUAGGGCCUCCAGGCCGUUCCUGUGAAUCACGCUGUCUCCCUCUCUUCUCUCUCUGUGUUAUCUCUGUGUUGUGUGACUUGCCAGCCCGGCCACCGUCGGCGUGGGCACCCUCCAUGCUCCACCUCGACCGCCACUGGCCAGCCGUGACCGGGCCGUCCUGGGGGCCAUGGGGAGUUCCGCCUCCUCGCUGGCCGGGGAGACCGAGUCGGACCGCGGCUUCCCCAGGGGGCCGCUCUAUCCAGGGCCCACACACCCCUGGUGUAGGGGCAGCCCUGGGGGACCGGUAUGGGCUGGUGCCCUGGUCCCCCCACGGCAGCCCCCACGCCCCCGGGCCCAAAGACUUGCGCCCACGUCCAUGGCUGGGGCCGGGCAGUGGUCCUGUGGCCGCUGCACCUUCCUGAACCUGGCAGGCCAGCGCCAGUGCUCCAUCUGCGAGGCUCCACGGCACAAGCCUGAUCUGGACCAGAUCCUGAGGCUCAGCGUGGAGGAGCAGAAAUGGCCCUGUGCCCGCUGCACCUUCCGGAACUUCCUGGGCAAGGAGACCUGCGAAAUGUGUGGCUUCACACCUGAGCCCGCCCCUGGGGCCCCCCUGCUGCCUGUCAUCAAUGGUGUCCUGGGGGAGCCCCAGGCCAGCGGGCCUGAGGAGGCAGGGUCAGGGUCAGAGCCAGGGCCAGGGCCAGGACGGACAGCGGGACUGGAGGAGCAGGCCAGGGGGCGCCCUGAAGAGGAGGGGACGGCGGAGCCGGGCAGCAGCUGGGCCUGUGCCCGCUGCACACUGCUUAACACACCCGUGGCCAGCUCGUGCUCUGCCUGUGGGGGUCCUCGAAGACUCUCACUGCCCAGGAUCCCCCCUGAGGCCCUGGUCAUCCCCGAAGUCCUGGCGCCUGCUGGUUUCCAGGGGGCCCCGGCCCCACCACAGCCUGGGGAGGGUACUGAGGCCGACCCCCCUGCUGUCGGCCAGGAGGCCCCCCGGGCACCCUUCAGUCCCUUCUCACCCACCCUGCAGAACAACCCCGUGCCUCGUAGCCGGCGUGAGGUGCCCCCCCAGCCCCAGCCGCCGGUUCCUGAGGCUGGCCCAGCCACACCCUCCCAGGGCCCUGUGCGCACAGGGGGGCCCCGCCUGGCAGAGCUGCUGUCCAGCAAGCGGCUGAGCCUGCUGGAGGAGGAUGCGGCUGAAGGCCCAGCGCCCUUGCACCGCUGCGGCUCCUGUUCCUGCCCCGCCGGCUGUGAGGCCUGCGGCACCGGGGGCAGCGACCUCAUCGACCUGGCAGGUGACAGUGUGCGCUUCACCCCCGCCAGCCCCUCCAGCCCCGACUUCACCAGCUGGUCCUGUGCCAAGUGCACGCUCAGGAACCCCACGGCCGCCCUUCGAUGCUCGGUCUGUGGCUGCUCCAAGCUCCACGGCUUCCAGGAGCAUGACGCAGGCCCAGCCCACAAGGCCGGCCGCCUGGCCCCGCCGGGCACCCAGUGGGCCUGCCCUGCCUGCACGUUGCUCAACGUGCCUCGCGCCAAACACUGCGCCACCUGCCACACGCCACAGGUGCUGGUGGCUCAGCACCGGGGCGCCACACCCCUGCGGCGCCGAGAGAGCAUGCACGUGGAGAAGCGGCGGCAGACUGACGAGGGUGAGGCCAAGGCACUGUGGGAGAACAUCGUGGCCUUCUGCCGGGAGAACAGUGUGAGCUUCGUGGAUGACAGCUUCCCCCCAGGGCCACAGUCCGUGGGCUUCCCCACGGGGGACAGUGUGCAGCAGCGCGUGCGGCAGUGGCUACGGCCCCACCAGAUCAACUGCUCCGUCUUCAGGGACCACAGCACCCCCUGGUCUGUGUUCCACACCCUGCGGCCCUCAGACAUCCUACAGGGGCUGCUGGGGAACUGCUGGUUCCUGAGUGCAUUGGCCGUGCUGGCUGAGCGGCCAGACCUGGUGGAGCGUGUGAUGGUGACUCGAAGUCUGUGCCCCGAGGGCGCCUACCAGGUACGGCUGUGUAAGGACGGCACAUGGACCACCGUGCUGGUGGAUGACAUGCUGCCCUGCGACGAGGCGGGCUUCCUGCUCUUCUCCCAGGCACAGCGGAAGCAGUUGUGGGUAGCCCUCAUCGAGAAGGCUCUGGCAAAACUGCACGGCUCCUACUUCGCCCUCCAGGCUGGCCGCGCCAUCGAGGGCCUGGCCACGCUCACGGGUGCGCCCUGCGAGAGCCUGGCACUGCAGGUCAGCUCCACCAACCCUCGAGAGGAGCCUGUGGACACUGACCUCAUCUGGGCCAAGAUGCUGAGCUCCAAGGAGGCGGGGUUCCUCAUGGGCGCCUCCUGUGGCGGUGGCAACAUGAAGGUGGACGACGCUGCCUAUGAGAGUCUGGGCCUGCGUCCCCGCCAUGCCUACUCUGUGCUGGACGUGCGGGACGUGCAGGGUUCCAGGCUCCUGCGUCUGCGCAACCCAUGGGGCCGCUUCUCCUGGAACGGGAACUGGUCGGAUGAGUGGCCACACUGGCCGGGCCCCCUGCGCAGUGAGCUUAUGCCACACGGCAGCAGUGAGGGCGUGUUCUGGAUGGAGUACAGCGACUUCAUCAGGUACUUCGACUCCGUGGACAUCUGCAAGGUGCACUCAGACUGGCAGGAGGUGCGGGUGCAGGGCCGUUUCCCCAACUCAGCCUGUGGGCCCGUGGGCGUGACGGCACUCACUGUGCUGGAGCGCGCUGCCCUGGAGUUUGCCCUCUUCCAGGAAGGCAGCAGGCGUGCAGAUGUGGGGGACAGCCAUCUGCUGGACCUGUGCGUGCUGGUCUUUCGGGCCUCCUUUGGCAGCAGCGGCCGCUUGAGCCUAGGCCGCCUGCUGGCACACAGCAAGCGCGCUGUCAAGAAGUUUGUCAACUGCGACGUGAUGCUUGAGCCUGGCGAGUACGCCGUGGUGUGCUGUGCCUUCAACCACUGGAGCCCCCCGCCUGCACCCCCCACCCAGGCCUGCAGCCCCUCAGUGGGGGCUACACGAUGCACCCCCGAGCCUCCAGGCCACGUGCUGGCCGUGUACAGCUCCCGGCUGGUGAUGGUGGAGCCCAUAGAGGCGCAGCCCAGCACGCUGGCCGACGCCAUCAUCCUGCUGACUGAGAGCCGUGGUGAACGACACGAGGGCCGGGAGGGCAUGACCUGCUACUACCUGACGCACGGCUGGGCGGGGCUCAUCGUGGUGGUGGAGAACCGGCACCCCAAGGCCUACCUGCACGUGCAGUGCGACUGCUCCGAUAGCUUCAACGUGGUAUCCACGCGCGGCAGCCUGCGCACCCAGGACAGCGUGCCGCCAUUGCACAGGUCCUGGUGAUCCUUUCCCAGCUGGAGGGCAACGCCGGCUUCUCCAUCACACACCGCCUGGCGCACCGCAAGGCCGCACAAGCUUUCCUCAGCGACUGGACGGCCUCACGGGGCACCCAUAGUCCCCCCCUCACACCUGAGGUG
Molecule: messenger RNA, 4855 nt
Organism: Erinaceus europaeus (western European hedgehog)
Lineage: Eukaryota; Metazoa; Chordata; Mammalia; Eulipotyphla; Erinaceidae
Gene: CAPN15
Product: calpain 15
Exons: 12
Coding region: 1578-4721 (1047 amino acids)
Biological process (GO): proteolysis
Cellular component (GO): cytoplasm
Molecular function (GO): calcium-dependent cysteine-type endopeptidase activity
Source: RefSeq, a predicted model, not a curated record